UUCUUAGUCUUCCAUGAUAAAGACUAUUUCCAUCAUGAAUGUAAACGCCUUUGUCGAGAAGUUCAAAACUGGAUUCUUCAUUUCUCAGAGUAUUCCGACAAUCGAGCAUGUCGUCUUACGAGUGAUAUAGAUAAUGCAAAGAUAGUCGUUCGACUGAACAAUACAAUGCUAGACGGCUCCGAUGUCAACACCUACCUUGCGGACAGGGUCAAGAGGCGAGAUGUUCUCAUGUCUUUGACCAUGACCAUGAUGUGGGAAUUCAUUCUCAGAAGGUAUCUCUUCGGUAUGGCUCGCGAAAUGCGACGGAAGCUACAGGAAAUUGAGAGAGCAUUGAGAGAAGCAGGGCCGACAGCUGCAGUGGAGCUGUGGCGAGCAACGACCUUAACUCUCUUGUCAAAGAGUACAUCGCACAUCAAGUCAGUAGACCUAGAAGCUCAAGCAGUCUGUGUCGCCAUCUUCGAAGUACUCUGCGAAGUAUUGCCAUCACCAACGCACCAAGAAGAUCAUUUGACGAAUAUGCUUACCAAUGUUGUCAAGAGAGCUGUGAAACUCUCAAUUGAGAUGCGUACCCAACGAGCAGAAUAUACGAUUCUUUCCCCACUACCAGACUACAAUUCGGACGGCGACCUAUCUUCAAAGGUGGUAUUCAAUGCCGCUUCGAUGAACGAACGAGAUGGCAUCACUGGAACCAACGAAGAGCUCGAGAGGCAAAAAGCCAUUGUGAGGAUAAUUUUGUUUCCCUUGGUCGUAAAGAAAGGGACCGACGACGGGUCUGGCAAUGAAGAA
Molecule: messenger RNA, 786 nt
Organism: Mollisia scopiformis
Lineage: Eukaryota; Fungi; Ascomycota; Leotiomycetes; Helotiales; Mollisiaceae
Exons: 2
Source: RefSeq, a predicted model, not a curated record